CAGGCUAGUCCGAGGCAAUAAGACGUUGAGCAAUACUAUAUGUACAUAAACACGUUUGUAUGCAGUUUUUGGUACAGAAAAAUUUCAAUAAAAAUUCAACAUAAUGAAAAAGCACCGGUGAACCUGUUGGUGAUAUAUUGCUGGUGAGAAAUCUCGGAUUGUACCGUAAAGGUUUGACAUUAAAAUUCCAGUUCUCAAAAAUCACAGAUGCUGAGAGUUGGAGAUCUGACAACGCAGCUUUCACUUGUUUAAAUUGCGGCGUUGAAAUACAACCACAAAGAGAGCAUCGUUCGAAACCGUGGUUCUUCUUCGAUCAUCGACUGGUUGUUAGGGUUGCGUUCCUACAUCACGCAGAAAUAUUAUACAUGUACCGCCAUGUUGGAAUUUGGGACGAAAUUAUGUUGCAAAAUAUCUCGUUGAUACGCCUGGAACACGGGACCAAAAGUGUAAAAAUUCAGCAAUGUCAAAGCUGGUAAUUAUGAGUUGUAUUGAACUUUUGCGCUAAAUGGAAGUAGUAUGACAUGAUAUCACCAAGCUGCCCGAUAAUUAUGGACGCGACAAGUACGACAUCGUCAUAUAAUAUAAAAGAAAGAAAUGAUCACUCAGAGCUUUUGUGUAGCAAUGUGGCAAAUUGUAAAGAUGGAUUAACCGAAAACGAAAUAUUGGAAGAAUCAAAUCAGGAUCCAGAAGACGAAGACACUCUUUCUGAUGACAGCUUACGGUUAAGAUUCUCAGAUGAUGAAGCUGAUAUUAGUGACACUGUUUCAUCAAAUAAACCAGCUGCACUGUGUAUUAGUUCUGAACAAAUGACUUCUCAGGAUACAACUACGGGCUUGACCAAUUCAACCAAAAAAAUUCCACUUGAUGCAGCAGAACACUCAACAUAUAACUCAUGCGAAUCUGCCUCUAAUAUAGAACUUCUGAAGUCAAACCAAAAUAAUGAAAUUUUAAAUGAAGUACGCAACAGAAGUGAAAAUAAUAAGAAAAAAAUGUGGCGUGGCGGAAACCGAAAAGUGCAUUCUCUGAAUAAUAUCAUUCAGACAAAUAAACGCCCCUUUCCAGGUCAUACUUUUCAAUCACGGCACUAUCACAGUAAUUCGAGUAUCUAUAGGAGUGAAUUUUACUUAAAUAAUCAUAACAAUUUUGGAAGGCCGUCAGGAUUUCGAAAACAUGGAAACCAUUGGAAAAACUCUAUGGGAAAGUGUGUCCCUCGUAGUUUUCGGCAGGUACAAAAAAAAGUAGUCAAAGAAGAGGUUGCCAAUUUUGAACUGAAGUUAAGCCCGAAAUUGAAUGUAAACAUUGACCUUUCUCAACCAGAUCAGCCUGCCCUUUCUAAUUCUACGGAACAAGCACCUCUUGAAGUUGGUGCUAGCGACAGUAGUACAAAUCCACCCAGAGCUCUCUCGUCCUCUAAUUUAAAUUCCAAAGAAAGAUUACAAAUUCCUGUUGCCAGUAACAAUGAUACAUUGUCCAUUGUUAAUGAUGAAUUAUCCAAGGAAUGCAGUCACCUAAAUUUUGAUCAAGCUUCAUUUAAUGGUAGUGGAGGUCUAGAAAAUGCUGACAAAAAUUACACCAAUUUGGUAAACAAUAAAAAUUCAACCAACCACAACUGCGAUUUAAGAUUUACUUCUGACGACUGGUUGAAUGAACCUAUUGCUCCUGACAAUGAACACAUGCAGGCUACAGAGAAUUUCUCAUCAUCGUCAAGCCAGGAUAGUUCUGAUUUUAAACGUACUACAUCAUCAUUGUCCCUUGAGAAUACUGAGUCCACAACUUCUUCGAAGUCGAAGAAUGGUGUUGCUAUGAGUGAUAAGACUGUGACCCAAAAUAACAAUCUUGAUUCUUCUGAUUCAUUAAAAGAGACAAUUAAAAUGGACAUAGGUAACAAACUGCUUGAAAUCAAAUCAGAUAGUGAUGUCGGAGCAGAUACAGCAGGUGAUAUUCAAAAAGAAGUUGAGACCAACAACCAUGCAUGUGAAACAUUCGAACAAAGAAAUGAAGUUGGUGAUUCUUUGAAGGUGCCUAAAACUGAUGAGCCCAAUGCAACCUCUAGCAAAUUAUGGGCCCCAGAGAAACAGUCAACCACAGAACCAAUGCCAGAACAGCUAGAGAAAGAAAGUAUCGAAAAUGAGGAGCUACAAACAACAAAUGAAGUGGUUAACAGUGGUGAAAAACAUGAAUCAGAUAAUAAGGAUGACAUGAAUAUUAAAGAGGAAAUAAAAGACGAUACUUCGUUGUCUAAUGAACAGGAAGUGGCUGAGCAAGCCUCAGAUAAACUUGCGAAAGAAGAGGAAAGUAGUGAAUAUAAGAACAAGCAAUGUAAAAUUAGUGCUCCAGCUAAAAAUAAAAGGAAAUUCAGUUCAGACAACAAAGAAACUGAGUUAGUUGAACAUAUUUCACAGAAACCAAAAACAUUAAAUAGCAAUGAAAAAACAGUUAGGAAUCAAUUGGUGGAUAGUGAAUCUAGUGAUGAAUCAGAUCAUAAUUCUGUACGAAAGUCAACCGAAAAAAACUCAUUAAAACUUCAAGAUAAUCUACAGUCAGAACCAUUGCUGGUUAUGAAACGUAAUUUGACAGACAGUGAAAAGGAAAACGAUAAAUUGAUUCAUAAAAAAAUGAAAAUUGCUCCAGAUUCAAAUUCAGAUAUUUCUGCGGAGCAACUCAGAAGUCAAAAUACAUUGAUGUCGCCCGUUGAAGAAAUACAUGCUUUGCCUGCAGGAAAAAGUGAUGAAUCACCGAAAAAUCUUUGUUAUGUAAGAAAAUUUUUCCAAAGAGAUAUGAAGGGCAGGUUGACAAAAUUGAAACGUGAGGAAUUGGAAGAACUUAUAAUACAAAAAUUGGUAGAAACUCUAACAAUGCAAAGUGAAAUUGGAAAAUUACGAGAACAAGCGCGCAUAUCAGAACGCAAUCAAGAAGCCAAUCGUAUCCGCUGUCAACAGUUGACAAAGCAAAUAAAUGAUUUUGACAUGGUCCUCAAUCGCAAUGCUGCUGACCGUCGGGCCAACAAUGACAAGCCUAUGCCACCCAUAAAAAUCAAUAGAUCUGUUGGACUGCAAGUGAAUUUCAUAUCGGAACAAGGUAUCCAGAAUUUGAGGUCUUUAUCUUCUAAUAAUAUUUCGAAGAGCAAUGUGCCAAAUCCUGUUACUGUGAACGGAGGUAAUAAACUGGCUAAGCCUGAAAAUAACAAGACUACAACAGUCCCACGACGUGGUAUUAAAAUACGAUCCCCUCGAAGAAUAGAAGUCACCAAAAAUGUUCCAAUACCAAUUCAACCUCAAAUAUCCACAGCUAUGCCAAAAGCGGCCCUUGUUCUGGCCAAACCAGUGGACACGUCGCCCAAGUUAUCAACUGCUAACACCAGCAAAGAACAGGUUUUGCCAAGUGCAAUUUCUCCUCAACCAACUGCCGCUAAAAUAAAAAAUAUUGUAGUAAAUGGAAAGAUUUCAAAUCACACAAACCGGCAAUCAACAGUCCCGAACAAUCAGAGUACUGUCUCUAGUGAUUUGAUUGAUCUCACAGAAGAAGAGGACAAGAAUAAACCAAUUAGUGGUACUAUAUCAGGUGUACUACCAAUGGUUGCAACAAUUACAUCUUCCAUUGGACCGAAGGUUCCCCAUACCAGAUAUCAAAGGGUUGUACAAACCACAUUAUCUCCAAACGUUGCGAUCACCACACAGGCUGCCAAUAUUAGAGUAGUACAGUCUGUUAGUCAACCAACGCCGACGGCUCUUGUUAAUAACAUAAAUGCAACAAAAUUGGCAUAUGUAAUGCAAGGAAGUUUGGGAACUGGAAGACAGUUACUGAUAGCACCAAAUCCAAACCAGGUACGGCCAGUAACAUCCACCACACGGGGCCAGUUUCCAAAUGUACCCUACAAGGCUGGGACAUCAACAUUAGCCAAUGGUACCGUCAGAGUACUAACUACAGCAGCUACGACGGUUCCACCUUCACCUUCAAAUCCACCACCAGCACCCUUGCCCGAUACGCCACACUAUCCACACAGAAAUGGAUGGAAACUACCUCCUCCACCUCCGUCCCUCAAAAUAUCAAAAGUUACACAAGGUAUUGUCUUAUCGUGGAAUAUGGUGCAGUCAGAUAACUAUGCAGAUAUUGCUAGUUAUCAACUAUAUGCAUACCAAGAGAUACCUGGGACUGUACCAAACUCAAAUCUGUGGAAGAAAGUGGGAGAUGUAAGGGCCCUACCACUUCCAAUGGCUUGCACACUCAAGGAGUUCACUCCAGGCAACAAUUAUCACUUUGCUGUAAGGGCAGUAGAUAGACAUUCCAGAUUUGGUCAAUACAGUGUACCCCGUAACAUUUCUUUAUAAUAGUCA
Neodiprion fabricii is the source of this 4334-nucleotide messenger RNA. It is a transcript of the gene wde, whose product is annotated as activating transcription factor 7-interacting protein 1. Bases 522 to 4328 code for a protein of 1268 amino acids. Gene Ontology annotation, biological process: regulation of DNA-templated transcription. Gene Ontology annotation, cellular component: transcription regulator complex; nucleus. The record is from RefSeq and is a predicted model, not a curated record. Lineage: Eukaryota; Metazoa; Arthropoda; Insecta; Hymenoptera; Diprionidae. Gene Ontology annotation, molecular function: protein binding; transcription coregulator activity. The transcript is spliced from 13 exons.